GACAUCCCGACACAGAGCGGCUGUGGUUUGAAUGUAGCAAAAAACAUAAAAGACACUGUACAUACAGUAGGCACCAGCCCCACCACGACCCUGAAGGAAUAAAAGGGAGAAGCGGCAGAAGAUGGAUGGACACACAUGUGUCUGAUAAUGCUUGAUAAGUGCCAUGGAUGAGGAUAACAUUAAGAGCAUCCGUCAGUUGCUUAUCAACUGUGUGUGCGUUCCUGGAGUAACGGAGGAGUCAUGGACAGAGGAAAAUGUGAAGCCCCUGGAUCAGUUUGUCGCAGACACUUCCAUUCCAGUUGCGGUGGUCUAUGUGCACAGAAGAAAUGGGCUUCAGGUGGACUUCAGUACCCCUUACCCAGGGGACGUGGUUGAGGGGCUGUUCUACUUCACUCGUCCUGUAGGAGCUAUAAUCACUGAGGAAAACUUUGCUGACGUCAUACAGUUUGAUAGUGUGAGGGGGGACCCCCUCCAUACGAUGCUUGCAGACCUGACCUGCAUAUACGCUCCUGCAGUUGCUGCCACCCCUUGUACAGAAGAAAUCAAGGAUCAAUUUACCAAGGAGCUGUACUUUCAUUUUCGUUGGCUUGGUGAUAUCCUCUAUCGGAGAACAGGAGAAACCUUUCUGUACAUCCCAGUGGAAGCCCAACACUUGUCAGCUGAGGAGGCCAGCAAGGAUGGGAAGCUGGUGGAUAGACUGGAGACUAUGAUGAUGUUCUGGAGUGCUCAAAUCCAUGAGAUGCUGGAUCACCAAGAAGCCAGACACACAAGACACGACCAAAGCCUGCUGGAAGAAAUAGCCUUCUGGGAGAGUUACUCCAUGAAGCUGUCAGAGAUCAUCAAGUGGCGGGAAAAGCCAGAAGUCAAGCACAUCCAGGAGAUCUUACAGCUUGCCAAGUCCUCACGCCUUCAGUGGUUCCUUGAUGAGACCACAAAAGUACAGGAAUGUUCCCUGAAAGUGAAGGAAACCCUGAGCCUCCUGGGCUUACUUAAGGAGUCCCAUGAAGAACUUUUAAGUCUCAAGCCAAGAGAAAUUAUGUCAAAGCUGUAUGACAUUGUGUUUUUCAUCCGAGUCAUCUGGAACAAUGCUCCCCACUUCAACACCAGUGAGAGAAUCAUUGGGCUCUUCUACAAGGUGACUAAUGAGAUCAUCCGUCUGUGUAGUGUGAACAUCUCUCUGGACAGGAUCUUUGGAGGCCAUGUGAUAUCUAGCAAGCAAGUCCUGAACGAUUGUAUCCACUGCUGCGAGCACUGGAAGGAUAUGUAUCUGCACGUCUCCAAGAUUUAUCACACGUGUGAUCCCAAAGGCUGGGUUUUGGACAAAACAAAGUUUUUUGAUCAGAUUGAUGCCUUCAUUGAUAGACUGAAAAACUUGCUUGAGGUUUGUGAGUGGCAGGAUAUGCCAUUUGUCCGCUGGAAAAAUGGACAGGAGAGAGACAUCCCUGUCUUCGGAGGCCACACAGGCUCAGAGGUUACCAGCAGGCUGGUGAAGAUUCAGACCUCCUUCAAUGAAGCACUGGAGAACCUGCGAUCUUUUGACAAAGCAGUCUUUGACUUACAAAAUAUGACAUGGUCCAAGGAAUUCCACAGGUUUUGUAAAUCUGUGAGCAAUAUAGAAAAAAUGAUACCGGAGGUGAUCAAUUUGGCUUUUGCCGAUGUGGUAACAUUCCAGGGAGGAGUCAGGAUUUGGGACUUUUUCCAUCCAAUGACCAAAAGCAAGACCAUAGGGCCUUUAUUAGAGGAGAAGUCCAAAGAAUUGAUCAGCAUCUUCACCACAGAACUAAAGUUGCUGAUCAAAAAGGGAAAUCAGAGUCCAUGUAAAUGGUACAUUCCUUAUCACCUGCCAAAAAGUGUGGGACAGGCCAUGUGGGCCAGGGGCCUCAAGAAUCUCCUUGAAGAACACAUUAAGCUCUUUCAGAUGUAUCCCUCUUUUCCUCAAUCUGCAAUCUGCACGGAGAUCAUUUCUUCCUAUGGUCAGACGGUUCAGGUCUUGGAUGACAUUGUGAGGAAAAACUUCUUGGAAUGGAGUCAGAAGUUGGAUGAACAGCCCAUGAAUAAACUGAAGCGGCCUCUCCUGGUGCGCUGCAGGAAUAUGAAGCUGGAUAGCAAUUUGGACAAAGAACUCUUAGAGCUAAUUGCUGAGGUCCAGGGCUGGGAACGAAUGGGUUUUGAGAUCCCACGGAAAGUUUCUGACAUCAAGCAGAUCGAGGAGGAUAUUAGGAUCCUCAGGGAGAAAACUGGGAUGCUCGUCCGGAGUUACAACAGAGUUAUUGGACAACUCUCUCCUGAUGAGCGGGUCCUGUUCUCGGAGCAGCUCUUUUUCAUCGACAGUAAGAUCAAGCCUGGCUUGACCAAGCUGCUGUGGUCAGACCAAAGAGACUCUAACCACUUUAUCGACAACUCCCUCCCCCACGUCGACAAGAUGCAGUCAAAUGUUGAUCGUUAUAGAGUUGCCAAUAUGUCCAUCUCCAACAUUUGUAAGCAGAUUAGUGAAAAGUUGCUGGUUAAAAUAGACGACAAGACUGUGUACAGCAACCUGAAGUUUGAGGAAGAACAGAAGGCUCAUCAGCAAAGCAGGCUCCAAGCACUGCGCUCAAAACACAUGGAGAUUUUUACCAACAUGACUCAGAUUUGGAGCCUCUUUGGCAACCAAAGUGCUGAGGGCCGGAACCAUCUGGUGGCAUAUACAGAGAGGGUGGAUGAUAUGGUUGAAAAUGCAUUUCACUGCAACAUCAGGGACUCCAUGAAUAAGCUGUGCAGAGCCAUCACAGAGGAUAGCAAGAUGUCACACAGGCCACUCUUCGAAGUCGUCAUAGUGUUGAGACAGUCGUCUCCUAAAAGUCUGCCAAAGCUGGAGUUCUCGCCAUCUGAAGUGGAACUCAAAGAGGCUGUGAACAUUUUGCCUCAGCUCAUCAGUAUCAUCUCAGAAUUUAAACGUCUCCCCGAGCUUCUCUCCUGCAAAGAGUCCAACGCUAACCCCAUACACAUCAACAUAGAGCAAGACGAAGAUAUUAAAAAGACUCAGGCUGAAGUUACUGCAGGAAUAUCCGCCAUUGCAGAAAAACUGAAAGCUUACUUGAACACCUGGAGCAAACAUAAGCACAUCUGGGAAGAAGACAUGGACAGAGUUAUGCAGGGCUACAAGAACACCAAGGCUUCAGGAUCUUGUUUUGAUGAGGAAAUACAAAGGUACUCUGGGUACACCAGUAGUAUUCAAAGUGAAGAUACAAUUGUCACAAUACAGUUUGUGAUGUUGGUCUGCUCACCGCUCAAGGCCUCCCUGGGGCUGUACUGCAGUGAGUGGCAGAAGAGGUUUUUACAGCUUCUCCUUGAAAUGACAACCAGCAGUCUGCAAGAACUGUACAGAUCAAUGCAGAACAACGCUGACAGGCUGAUGAAACAUUCCCAAACACUGGAAGAGUUUAAAGAGAGCCAAACACUUUUGGAGACUGUCAAGGGUGGUUUGGACAGAAUGGAAGCAGAAUUCCCUCUUAUCCACGACAGAUUUGCCAUCCUUGACAAAUAUGAGGUCCCCGUGGAAGAAAACGUUCAGGCCAUGCGCGAGCAGCUGAAUGACAAGUGGAUUUGGUUUAAGGAGGUUUUGAUUCAAAGUGACAUUGUGUUGAAAAAAGACAAAGAAAUGCUAAAAAAAAACCUUUUCCUCCAGUUUGAAGAAUCAAAGAUUUACCCAACUCUGCCGGAGUUCCUCACCAAAGGUCCAUUUGGGAGCAACCUGAGCAUUGAUCAGGCCUUAAAACAAAUAGAAGAACAUCGUGCCCGACUGGAGGCUCGAAGACAAGAGCAGCUCACCAUCUUACAUGGGCUGUCCUUUUUUGAAAUCAAACAGAACCCCGAUGAAAAUAUCCGCAUUAUGGAAAAGGACUUGGGUAAUCUCCAACAGGCCUGGGAAAUAUCUCAGGAAUGGGAGGAAAACUGGAACAACUGGAAGGACUCUCAUCUGGCGCAGCUGCAGACGCAAAGCAUGGAGAGGGCAGCAAUGGAGCUGUUCAAUAAACUUCAGAUCCUCCAGAAAGAUCUCAGGGGUCAAGAGUGGGAGAUAGUUAAUAUCUCCAAGAGUAAGAUUAAAUGGUUCAAGCAGAUUCUCUCCCUAAUUACUGAUCUAAAGAACCCAGCAUUAAAGGACAGACAUUGGAGGCAAAUCUGUAAGAACCUUAAGUGCACAUUUGACCCCACCAGCGCUGACUUCACUCUGGAGAGGAUCUUGUCUCUUAAACUGGAUCUUUAUGCUGGGAUAAUCAGCAAGAUCUCUGGAGCUGCCAGCAAGGAGCUUUCCAUAGAACAGGGUUUGGAAAGUGUCGAGAACACAUGGGACAAAAUAUUACUCGACAUUGUGCCACACGAAAAGAAGGGACAUUUUUUCCUGAGGGGAACUGAAAACAUUUUCCAGGCAGUCGAUGAUACCCAGGUCAUUUUGUCCAAAAUGAGGGCAUCCUGCUAUGUUGAAGCAUUUGAGGCUGAGGUGGACCAAUGGGAACAGCGACUGUCUCACCUACUGGAAGUCGUUGAGAUGAUCCUUGCAGUGCAACGAAACUGGAUUUACUUGGAGAAUAGACUGGCCAUUAUAAAUAAGCUUUCUAACAAAUGCAAGGAGUUUGUAGACCUCAGUGAAAACUGGAAAACUAUAAUGGCCGGUCUCUACAAGAACAACAAUGCCUUGGAGGGAACACGCCAUCCAGGCUUGCUAGAGAAACUGUCGAACAUCAACCCACAGCUAGAAGAAAUUCUGAAGUCCUUCGACACAUAUCUGGUGUCCAAGAGACAGAGUUUCCCAAGGUUUUAUUUUCUGUCAAAUGACAAUGUUCUUGACAUCCUGGGACACUCUGGGAACCCUGAAUCCAUGCAGCCCUAUGUGAAGAAGUGUUUCUGCAACACCAAGGGCCUCUGGUUUGAUGAGAAAACUAAAAUGCAAAAAGCCAUCGGGAUUUAUUCAGAUGAUGGGGAGGUACUUUUAUUUGACAAACCAGUGGAUCUAACCAAAUCAGUGGAGAGUUGGCUGUGUGAUAUUGAAAACCACAUGAAGACUACUGUAAGCCAUGCUCUGCGUACCCAUGUUGGCCAAAAAAGGGUGAAAGGAGCAAGAGAAGAAUUAGAUAAAAAUUUUAUUGGACAGGUGCUAAUUACAGGAAGUCAGAUUGAGUGGACAUCUGAUGUCAACAAUUCUCUCAGCAAUGGAGCUAAAAAUCCCUCCCUGAAGUCACUAAUGGAGAAACAGAUCUCAACGCUCAAAUGCUAUUCAGAGAUGAUUCAUUCGGACCUGUCCAACACCAUGCGUCUGAAGGUGGUGGCGCUCAUCACAGUGAAGGUUCAUGCUCGGGAUAUCAUUGAUAAGCUGAUCAAGACUGGCUGUAAGGAUGCCAAUGCAUUUGAGUGGCUCUGCCAGUUGCGAUACUAUUUGGAUAGAGACAAGAAUUGCAUCAUCCGACAGACCAAUUCACAGUUUAAAUAUGGCUGUGAGUUCCUGGGGAACUCUGGCCGGCUGGUCAACACUCCACUCACUGACAGGUGUUACAUGACACUGACCACGGCUCUCCAUCUCCACCGGGGGGGUACAAUUAAAGGCCCAGCCGGCACAGGGAAGACGGAGACUGUGAAAGACUUGAGCAAAUCUCUGGGCAUGCAUUUUGUUGUUGUGAACUGCUCUGAAGGACUUGGUUACAAAUCAAUGGGGCGCUUGUUCUCCGGGCUCGCUCAGACAGGAGCGUGGGGAUGCUUCGAUGAGUUCAACCACAUCAACAUGGAAGUGCUUUCAGUGGUGGCUCAGCAGAUCCAUUUCCUCCUCACUGCACUCUCAGCAGUAAAGUCUAUGUUCCAAUUUGAAGGGCAGGAGAUCCGACUGGUUCCAUCAUGUGGCAUUUUCAUCACUAUGAGUCCUGGGUAUGCUGGUUGCACUGAGCUCCCUGACAACCUCAAGUCCAUGUUCAGACCAGUAUCCAUGGUGGUGCCAGACUCUGCUAUGAUUACUCAAAUUCUGCUGUUAACGGAAGGUUUCCACCACUGCACGCUCUUGGCUAAGAAGGUAGUCACUCUGUACUCCCUGGCAGAGCAGCAGCUGUCCAUGCAGGAUCAUUAUAAUUUUGGUCUUUGCGCUCUCACCUCAUUGAUUCACUACGCCGGAAAGAAACGACGCCUAUACCCCUGGAUGGAGGAUGAGAAAGUAAGUCUCUAACUGAUUCAUUUGCCAAGCUGUUGCUAACCACCUUUAACAGCUUUGAAAAAAUAUUAUAAAAUACACAUAGAUAUAAAAGAAUCACAGACCUUUAUAAUAGGUGACUCUUUAUAUCUGAAGGAUGCUAUUGAGAAGGAGCUUCGGCAGAGUGGUUUCCAGGUCAACUCUUUUACAGUAACCAAGGCUAUACAACUUUAUGAGACCAAAAACUCUCGACACUCCUCCAUGCUUGUUGGGAAGACAUGCAGUGCAAAGACUGUUACCUGGAGGAUCCUGCAGCAGGCCCUGAAUGCUCUUAACCAGAAGGGAGAGCCUGACUUUAAGCAGGUUCAGGAGUUUCCUCUAAAUCCAAAGUCAAUGAGUCUUGGAGAGUUGUACGGACAUUAUCACCUAUCUACAAACCGGUGGAUUGACGGAGUGCUGUCCUCCCUCAUGAGAUCUGCAUGUGCAGAGGAUACACCAGAUGAGAAGUGGAUUGUGCUGGAUGGGCCUGUGGACACUCUGUGGGUUGAAAGCUUGAACUCUGUCAUGGAUGACAACAAGGUUCUCACUCUCAUCAACGGAGAGAGAAUCUUAUUGGCUGAUGAGGUGUCUCUUCUGUUUGAAGUGGAGAACCUGGCGACGGCCUCUCCAGCUACAGUGUCCCGUUGUGGAAUAGUCUACAACGACUAUGAUGAUCUUGGAUGGAAGCCAUAUUUACAGUCCUGGCUGGAAAAGCGACCCAAAGUUGAAAUAGAGCAUUUGAAAGAAGCAAUUGACAAAUAUUUGGAGACCAUUUUGGACUUCAAGAAGACCAAUUGUAGGGAGUUGAUCCCUAUUACUGAACUCAAUGGGGUCAUGUCUCUCUGCCGCCUCUAUGACUCCCUCGCUACACCCAGCAACGGGGUGAAUACUUCAGACACCGAGAGCUUGGGAAUGGUGGUGGAGCUGUGGUUCACUUUUAGCCUCAUCUGGUCAAUCUGUGCCUCUGUAGAUGAAGAUGGACUGAAGAAGAUGGACUACAAAUUGCGGGUUAUAAACUCCACUUUCCCUGCCAAGGACACAGUUUAUGAUUACUAUGUGGACCCAAAGAACAAAUCCUGGGUGUCCUUUGAAAAUCAGCUUCCAAAAAAUUGGCACUAUGACCCUUCCGCUCCAUUUUAUGAGAUUAUGGUUCCGACGGUGGACACAGUUCGCUACAACUUGCUGGUUAAGGCUCUGGUGUUAAAUCAGCACCCAGUGUUACUCACUGGACCUGUGGGCACUGGGAAAACCUCUGUUGCUCAGAACGUCCUACAGGGGUUAGACAAAAAAUGCACUGCUGUCACUAUCAACAUGUCUGCUCAGAUGACUUCUAACAAGAUCCAGAAAAUCAUAGAAAGACGAGUAAAGCAGAGAACCAGAGGCGUGUUUUUCCCAGGAGCUGGGAGGAAGAUGCUGUGUUUUCUGGAUGAUCUGAACAUGCCGGCCCACGACCAGUUUGGCUCUCAGCCGCCACUGGAGCUGCUGCGGUUUUGGAUUGACUAUGGUUUCUGGUACGACCACCAGAAGCAGACACGGCGUUAUAUCAAGGACACAUUCUUGCUGGCAACCAUGGGACCUCCUGGUGUAGGAAGAACUCAAAUCUCUGCUCGAUUUCAGAGUAGUUUCCAUGUCAUCAAUAUGACCUUUCCAUCUGACUCCCGGAUCAAAUGCAUAUUUAGCACCAUAAUGAACCAGAAGCUUCAUAACUUUGACAGGGUAUGGUCUUUAGCCGAGACUGUGACUCAGGCCACCUUGAAACUCUAUGAUGCUGUCAAAGCAGCCUUUCUUCCCACUCCAGCCAAGAUUCACUACCUCUUCAACCUCAGAGACAUUUCCAAGGUUUUUCAGGGUCUGCUACGAGCUCACCCUCACUUCCACGAUACAAAGAAGGACUUCACGAGGCUAUGGAUCCAUGAGUGCUUCAGGGUGUUCUCAGAUCGACUCGUAAACCAAAGUGACACAAAUAGCUUCAUCAAUCUCCUGAAGGAGAUACUGGCCUCCCACUUUGAUCUCACUCUACGUAGCAUUUGUCCAGACGAAGAGCCACCAAUAUUCGGAGAUUUUAUGAGCGACUCUCAUGUUUAUGAAGACAUUGUUGACCAGAAGACUUUGAAAAAGUUCAUGGAAACGCAGCUAAAGGAUUACAACAAGAGACCUGGAGUUGUUCCUGUGAACCUCGUGCUCUUCACGGAUGCCAUCAAACACAUAAUCCGCAUUGUACGUGUGAUCGGUCAGCCGAGGGGAAACAUGCUCCUGGUUGGUAUUGGAUGCUCCGGUAGACAAAGUCUCUCCAAGAUGGCGGCCUUUAUCUGUGGAUACCAGAUUUUCCAGGUGGAACUGACCAAACAGUUCAAUAAGCAGGAGUUCAGAGAAGACAUCAAGAAGCUCUAUCGUUUAGCUGGUGUGGAUAACAAGCCCACAGUCUUUCUUUUCAACGACACACAGAUUGUAGAUGAAUCCUUCUUAGAGGACAUCAAUAACAUCUUGAGCUCUGGAGAAGUUCCAAACCUUUACACUCAAAAAGAGUUAGCAGAGGUGUGUAAAGCCUUAUCAGGGUUUGCGAGGAAAGAAGAGGUACAGGAGACCCCUGACUCAUUGUUCAGUUACCUGAUCAAUCGAGUCAGGAACAACCUGCAUAUAGUUUUCUGCAUGAGCCCAAUUGGAAAAUCCUUCAGAAAUCGCAUCCUCCAGUACCCAGCGAUAGUUAACUGCACCACCAUUGAUUGGUUUUCUGAAUGGCCCAAAGAUGCCCUGCUGGAGGUGGCUGAGAAGUCCUUGAAUGGACUGGAUCUGGGCUCUCUGGAGGGGAUCCACGGGAAGGUCGCCAAUAUCUUUGUGACCACUCACCAAUCUGUGGUACAGCUCUCCCAGAGGAUGAAGGUGGAGCUAAAGAAAUAUAAUUACGUAUCACAAACUGACUACCUGGAGCUUCUUUCUGGAUAUAAGGAGCUAUUGGAGGAAAAGCGUUGUGAGUUGGGGGAGCAAUUCAGCAAGCUGCAAAAGGGCCUUUUUAAAAUCAGUGACACUCAGCAGAAGGUGACGGCCAUGACUUUGGAGCUGGAGGGCGCAAAGAAGCAGGUGGUGGACUUGGAGAAAGAGUCAGACCAGUACUUAUCCAUUAUUGCCAAGCAAAAGAUGGAGGCUGAUGAUCAGCAGAGGAGGGUGCUUGAGAAUAGCAAGAACAUUCAAGCAGAGGAGUUGCAGUGCAAAGCCAUGGCUGAAAAUGCACAGAGGGAGCUGGACAAAUCCAUGCCUGCUCUCGAAGAGGCCCUAAAGGCUCUGGAGUCUCUCAAUAAGGCGGACAUGAGAGAAAUAAAGUCUUACGGCAGUCCUCCAGCACUGGUGGAGACCGUGAUGCGCGCUGUCAUGACCCUUCUUGGCAAAGAGCCGACCUGGGCGGAAGCCAAGACACAGCUUGGUAAACCUGACUUCAUCAAGACAUUGAUCAACUUUGACAAAGAUGCUAUAUCAGAUCGUAUUUUGAGUAAAGUCAAUGGGUACUAUCAACUGAAAGACUUCCAGCCAGAGGUCAUCGGGAACGUGUCACUAGCUGCCAAGUCUCUCUGCAUGUGGGUCAGAGCCAUGGUGGACUAUGGACAUAUUUACCGUGAAGUUGAACCAAAGCGAGCACAACUGAAAGCAGCAAUGUGCCAGAUAAAAGAGAAAGAAACUGCAUUUGCCAAAGCCAAACAAAAACUGCAAGAGCUAGCAGAGGAGCUGAAUGAGUUGCAAGAGAAACUUGCCAAGAAGCUGAUCAUGAAGGACAAUUUGAGACAGAAGUCUCAGGAUAUGGAAGAGAAACUGGACAGGGCAGACAAACUGGUGAAGGGACUGGCUGGAGAGAAGGUCCGCUGGGAGGAGAGAGUUGCUGGUCUGGAGAAAAACAUGGGAUACCUUGUCGGAGACUGCUUGCUGGCUGCUUCGUUCCUGACCUACAUGGGGCCCUUCCUGUCCAACUGCAGAGAUGAGUUGCUCAAUAUCUGGAUUAAAGAGAUCCUUGAAUCAAAGAUCCAAUUUUCUCCAGGAUUUAGCUUUGCUGGAUUUUUGUCCAACCCAGCAGCAGUUAGAAAUUGGAAAACUCAGGGUUUGCAAUCUGACACGUUCUCAACUGAAAAUGGAGUUAUCAUCACCCAUUUUAGCAGGUCAGAACGUAACUCCUACUUCUUUUUAAAGAGCUGUGCAGGCUGUUUCCUUCUUGUCCAGGAUCUAAAAGUGAUAGACUUUCAAAUGCCAGACUUCCUACGGAUUCUAGAAAAUGCCAUCCAGGAUGGGAAUCCUGUAUUGCUGCAGAACGUCCAGGAGGAACUGGAUCCUUCUCUCAACCCUGUUCUCAACAAGUCCUUCAUACAUAUAGAUGGGAGGCUGAUGUUAAAGCUGUGUGACAAAAAUGUAGAAUACAACCCCGAGUUCAGAUUCUACAUUACCACCAAGAUGCCUAACCCCCACUUCAGACCAGAGAUUGCUUCAAAGACCACCAUAGUUAACUUUGCUGUCAAGGAGCAGGGUCUGGAAUCACAGCUGCUGGGAAUUUUGGUGCGAAUGGAGCGUUCAGACUUGGAGCAGCAGAAGGACUCUUUGGUGAUCAGCAUUGCAGAUCACAAGCAAAGUCUGCAAGAUCUGGAGGAUAAGAUCCUCAGGCAACUGAACGAAGCCAGUGGCUCUCUGCUGGAUGACGUGCAACUAAUAAACACCCUGCUGGUUUCCAAAGAGACAGCCAUCACCAUUUCUGAGCAGCUGGACAGAAGCCAACAGACCGAGCUAAAGAUAGACUCGGCCAGAGAGGCCUACCGCCCAUGUGCUCAGAGAGCCUCUAUUCUGUUCUUCAUCCUGAACGACAUGAGCCUCAUUGACCCUAUGUACCAGUUUUCUCUGGAUGCUUAUAUUAAAUUGUUUACCGUGAACAUAGCAAAAAGCAUGGAAAAAGACACUGUGGAUCUUGAAAAACGGAUCCGCAACCUCAAUGACUACCAUACAUAUGCUGUGUACAGGUAUGCCUGCCAGGGUCUCUUUGAGGUUCACAAGCUUAUCUUCAGCUUCCAGAUGUGCAUAAAAAUCCCAGAAGUUGCUACGCAUCUCAACAUGGAUGAGCUCAGAUUCUUUCUUCGAGGAGGAGUCGUCAUUGAUAAUGAUGAUCGCAUUAAAAAUCCAUAUAGCAAUUGGCUGUCAGACUCCAGCUGGGACAACAUCACAGAGCUGGAUAAGUUACCUUUCUUCAAUGGCAUUGUGCACUCCUUUAAAAGUAGUCUUCGAGACUGGAAGCUCUGGUAUACCAACCCUGAGCCAGAGAAAGCACCACUACCAGAUAUUUGGGACUACAAAGUGAAUGUAUUUCAGAAACUACUGAUAGUGCGCUCUCUACGCCAAGACCGCCUGUCUUUCUGCAUCAGAUCUUUCAUCUGUUACCAACUGGGUGAUCAGUUUCAGGAUCCACCUGUUCUUGACAUGAAGGCAGUGGUGGAUGAAUCCACCUGCUGCACUCCUCUGAUAUUCCUGCUGACCCCUGGGGUUGAUCCUAAAGGAGCUCUGAUGCAGCUUGCCGAGGCCUCAGGCAUGAAAGAAUGCUUUAAAGCUCUGUCUUUGGGGCAGGGACAGGCACCCAUCGCCAAGAGUCUGAUAGAGGAAGGCGUAAAGAGUGGUCACUGGGUGUACCUUGCCAACUGCCACCUGUGUCUUUCAUGGAUGCCGGAGUUGGACAAGCUGAUAAGGGAGCUACAGGUGCAGAAGACCAACCCAAAUUUUAGACUCUGGCUCAGCUCUUCACCACACCCUAAGUUUCCCAUCACGAUUCUUCAGGCUGGUAUCACAAUGACCAUCGAGCAACCAAAGGGCUUAAAAGCCAACAUGAAACAUCUGUACCAUAUGAUGACGGAAAAUCAGUUGACCCGCUGCACCAAACCUACGCUCUACGAGAAGCUUCUGUAUUCCCUCUGCUUUUUUCACAGCAUCAUGUUGGAAAGAAGGAAGUUCCGGCAAAUGGGCUGGAACGCUGUCUACAGCUUCAGUGAUUCAGACUUUGAGGCGAGUGAAAGUCUGCUCUGUUUAUACCUGGAAAAAUAUGAGGAGGUUCCUUGGGAUGCGCUCAGGUGCCUCAUUGCUGGUGUCAUCUACGGCGGCCACAUCACAGAUGAGUGGGACAGACGUCUCAUGAACACAUACUUCAAUGACUACUUCUGUGAAGAGGCUGUAACUCGCUACAAUUCCCUGGCAGGGAUCCACACAACCAUCGAAGUCCUGCCAACCACUGAGCUCCCUGAGGUUUUCGGACAGCACCCCAACGCGGAAAUUGCCUGCCAGAUCACAGAGAACUGCACGCUGUUCAACAUGCUACUCUCCUUGCAGCCUCAGGAAACAGGUGACACAUCAGCGGUGGCCAGGCCUAGCAAAGAAGAAACGGUCUUGAAACUGCUGAAAGAUCUCCAUAAGAAAAUCCCCACUCCCAUUGAUUGUGAGAGAACCAGGACCUUGCUCCAAGACAACCAAUCACCCCUCAAAGUGGUCCUACUGCAAGAGAUCCAGAGCUAUAACUCCUUGCUGGAAACUAUCAUUUCAUCUCUGGAGGAGCUUGAGAAGGGCAUCAAAGGCUAUGUGGUGAUGUCACCAGACAUGGAAGAGACCUUCAAUUAUAUCUACAACGGCCAGGUGCCCCCGCUGUGGGAGAAGGCAUAUCUGUCUCUGAAGCCUCUUGGAGCGUGGAUGCAGGAUCUCUGCCAGCGAGUGGACCAGUUUGCAUGCUGGGCACGCACACUCCAGCCUCCCAUCCAGUUGUGGCUGUCCGGCUUCACCCGUCCAAACGCCCUUCUCACCGCCGUACUUCAGUCCACGGCACGGAAACAUAACAUCCCAGUGGAGACGCUGUCCUGGGAGUUUGUGGUGUCCACUGUGGAUUACAGACAGCUGUGUACCAUGCCCGAGGAUGGUGUAUAUAUAACUGGGCUUUACCUGGAGGGGGCAGGUUGGAACGGGUGGAAUUCCUGUCUGGUGGAUCCAGAGCCCAUGGAGAUGGUGUGCCGGAUUCCCACUAUCCACUUUAAGCCAGUGAAAAAAUCCAAAAAGAUGCCACACAAUAUUUACCGGUGUCCCGUCUAUUACAUUCCUGCACGUGCUGGCAGAGCCGGGCGGCCGUCAUUUGUGGUCACAGUGCAACUACAAUCUGGAGCGGUUGCUCCAGAGCACUGGAUCAAGAGAGGAACUGCUCUCCUGAUGAGUUUGGAAAACUAAGAAAAAUAUAUUUGAGACUUGUUUUUUUG
Messenger RNA from Cyprinodon variegatus (sheepshead minnow), 13437 nucleotides. It is a transcript of the gene dnah2, whose product is annotated as dynein, axonemal, heavy chain 2. The record is from RefSeq and is a predicted model, not a curated record. The transcript is spliced from 87 exons. Gene Ontology annotation, cellular component: dynein complex. Gene Ontology annotation, molecular function: dynein intermediate chain binding; dynein light intermediate chain binding; ATP hydrolysis activity. Gene Ontology annotation, biological process: microtubule-based movement. Lineage: Eukaryota; Metazoa; Chordata; Actinopteri; Cyprinodontiformes; Cyprinodontidae.